AUGCCCGCCGCUGCCAUUCAAGCGCCGAGGUCGUACGGACGACGAGUCGACAAGUUUACCCCUGAAAUCAUCCCUCGCCCCAUUGGCAUGCAGAAACCGCCUCAUCCUCACGACAAUACGGGCAUCGACCCCAGGACCCUCCAGCAAAGACGGGAUGACUUUGUCAACUACGAGAAGCAUCUCGCUCGCCGCAAGCAGCUAAAAGAUCAAAUCUCCCGCCCCUAUUUCCGCGAUUGGACAAACCUGCAAUUCCAUGAAGGCAAAUCCUUCCUCGCCCCGCCACGGCCCUUCCGCUCCGACGUGUCUCUGUUCUUUCCCAACUUCGUGGGCGACACGCUUCUCAAGGGCGACAAGGGCAACUUCCGCGACACCACCAACGUCCUGCACGGCAAGACGUCCGUUGUCGCCAUGUACAACGGCAAGUGGGCCGAAGACCAGGCCGGGACCUUCAUCUCCAAGACGCACAACCCGGCCCUGCACGAGCUUAUGGCUUCCAACCCAAACGCCCUGCAGACUGUUCAGCUCAACCUCGAGGAUAACAGAGCCAAGGCGUGGCUGGUGCGACUGUUUGCGGGGAGCCUCAGACGCCAGGUUGGGGAGGAGAACUGGGGGAAGUACUUCAUCGUCAAGUCCAAGAUCUCGGAUGAAAUUCGUGAGUCGAUCGGCUUGCUCAACAGCAAGGUGGGAUACGUCUACCUCGUGGACCACCUGUGCAGGAUACGAUGGGCCGCCAGUGCCAAUAGCCGGCCGGACGAGUGUGAGAGUCUGGUAAAAAGCGCGAAAAUAGUGCUCGACGAGUACGAGAAGGAUUUGAAGGACAUUCGCGCAUUAAAUUCUCCGAAUAAAGAGCGAUCCCGAGGCUGA
Sodiomyces alkalinus F11 is the source of this 864-nucleotide messenger RNA. RefSeq lists its product as hypothetical. Gene Ontology annotation, biological process: mitochondrial proton-transporting ATP synthase complex assembly. The coding region runs from base 1 to 864 and encodes 287 amino acids. Gene Ontology annotation, cellular component: mitochondrial inner membrane. The transcript is spliced from 2 exons. Lineage: Eukaryota; Fungi; Ascomycota; Sordariomycetes; Glomerellales; Plectosphaerellaceae. The record is from RefSeq and is a predicted model, not a curated record.